Salvia miltiorrhiza (redroot sage) is the source of this 2409-nucleotide messenger RNA. Its product is annotated as protein ROOT PRIMORDIUM DEFECTIVE 1. The coding region runs from base 1 to 1182 and encodes 393 amino acids. Gene Ontology annotation, molecular function: RNA binding. The record is from RefSeq and is a predicted model, not a curated record. The transcript has 3 exons. NCBI's taxonomy places the organism in Eukaryota, Viridiplantae, Streptophyta, Magnoliopsida, Lamiales, Lamiaceae.
AUGGCAACCCAAUUAUUCAAGAAGCUCAGCUCCACCGCCACCGCCUUCUCCUUCCUCCGCCGUGCGAAAACCACCUCCGCCCAAUACGUGGCGUCAAGAGCGCGAGACCCGACAUUCGAGAAGCUAAUGGAGAGAUACAAGAACCUCCUCAGAGUCAUCUCUAUACAAGAUCUCAUCCUCGCCUCCAAUUCCACCCCGCCGGCCGUCUCCCUCGACUUCAUCAGCCGCCUCUCCCAGCGCAUCCACCUCAACCGCGGUGCCGCCGUCUUCCUCCGCAGGUACCCCCACAUCUUCCACAUUUUCAACCACCCCGACAAGCUCCAGCCCUUCUGCGCCCUCACUCCCACCGCCCUCCAAAUCGUCCGCCAAGAAUCGGAGGCCAUCGAGAAAACUCUGCCGCUCGCCAUAACCCGAUUGGUGAAGAUUUUGUCCAUGUCCCUCACAAAAAAACUGCCUCUUCGGGCGAUCUUCAAAGUGUGGAAGGAAUUGGGGCUGCCAGAUGACUUCGAGGACUCCAUAAUUUCAAGAAAUCCGGAGGUUUUCGCACUUGAAGAUGGUAAUGAGAUCAAUACUCAUUAUUUAGUGCUCAAUGAUAGUGAUGAAUUUCGGGAUUGUUUGGUUCCUGCGGUAGAGAAUUGGAGAAUGAUGGAGUGUUGUAGAGAGGAAUGUAGCGUGGAUAGGACUGAGCUGAAGUAUAGUUUCAAACAGGGGUUUCCGCCGGGGAUGCGGUUAGGGAAGAAUUUGAAGGCCAAAGUUAAGGAAUGGCAGAGAUUGCCCUACAUUGGGCCGUAUGAGGAGAUGAGUGCCAAGGAAUCUAGGAGAAGUAAGCAUGGGGUGAUGAGAAUGGAGAAACGGGCGGUGGGGGUGGUGCACGAGUUCUUGAGCUUGACUGUGGAGAAGAUGGUGGAGGUGGAGAAGAUCAGUCAUUUUAGGCAGUGGUUUGGGAUUGAGUUGAACGUGAGGGAUUUGUUCCUUGACCAUCCGGGGAUGUUCUACUUGUCGACCAAAGGGAAGGUGCAUUCCGUGUUUUUGAGGGAGUCGUACGAGAGGGGCUGCUUGAUUGAGCCUAACCCGGUUUAUGAAGCUCGGAGGAAGCUUCUUAGUCUUGUUGCUUUGGGGCGCCGGGGGUUGGAUAGGUCAUGGAGUGAACAAAAUCGAGUGGGAGAAAUGUCUAGUGAUUGAGGGGAUAGCAUUGCUUGAUGCUCUUCACCAUGCUAUGGAUUUAUGAACUUGGAUCCGAACUUUACAUGACUUAGCUAAUCUUAGAUAGAGAGGCUGCACAUUUGUGCUGGCAUUCUAAUAGAAAUAUGGCCUCCAUUGCGCAACCAUAGUAUGCCCCCGUGCUUGUAUAUUGAUUAUUAUGAGCAUCACGCCAUGCAUUGUUGCGUAUACAUGUUCUUUUCGGUAAUUACACUUUGUUGUAAAUAGGAUGCUACUGCUUGCCAAUUUUGUAUUAGUUCCAUUAUGCUGCUCUUCAUAAAAUUUAUGUAGAUCAAUGCACCAAUGCUUGUAUUGUCUCAUACUUGAUACAUGUAAAGAAGAUGGUUUCAUAUGUAGCAUAGGAAUCACUCUCUUACAUGCAAAUGGAUAAAACCAACUUGAAUUGUCAAUACUAUUUUGGACCUAUGGAAGAAGCCGAAAAGCCACUCUUUGGAAUUUACACCAUCAGAUUGAACUCCUUAACCUUCUUGUGAGUGAAUAUGCGUAUUCCCCUUCUUUGGAAAUAUAGGCAUGCUGUCACCAUCUUUUACAUGGGUGUUUUUGUUGUUGUGCUCCAUUCCAUUGAUGAGUUUCUCUAGUAUCGCAUCAUCUGUUGAGUUAUUUACAGCUAUCAGUCAGUUUUGCGAAGAAAGGGGUGUAGUAUACAUGAAAAGUAGGCAGUGUUGAAUUUUAUGCAGGCAUUGUUGAGCUCUCUCUAGGACUGCAUCAGUUUUGCACCUCCUCCUCUUGACGACAUUCUUUGUGUUGUUUGUGGUGGAUGACUCUGCACAGAACAUGAAAGCUUUGGUUAGAAAAGAUUGCAUAGAAAGCAGAAGAUGGUGCAUUGUUAUUAGUAUGGAGACCUUGAGUUUCAGCAAAGAUGGAAAUGGUGGUGGGUUUGUCCAGCAAGAGUUCCGCCUCCAGUUGUGAGAUGAAAGCUCUGAGCUCCUGCUUCAGAGAUGUGAACUUGUUUGGGUGCUCCUGCUCCAGUAUCUCUAUUUCUUCCUUUGCUUGUUCUAUCAAACUCUCCCUGCUUCCCCACUGCAUCUCUCUCUCUCUCUCUCUCUCAUGCACGGCACGGCUACUUCUUAAAAUAAAUGCAUAGAGCUUGACAAGGACAUUAAUGGAAAAGCUGAUAUUGUCUGUCUUUUCAAUCUCCAAAGCACUUUGGACAUUAAUGCUUGUAUUUAAACAGCUGAUAUGACUGUC